Molecule: messenger RNA, 3639 nt
Organism: Dermacentor silvarum
Lineage: Eukaryota; Metazoa; Arthropoda; Arachnida; Ixodida; Ixodidae
Exons: 5
Coding region: 2651-3439 (262 amino acids)
Source: RefSeq, a predicted model, not a curated record
AUCAAAUGGGCGGCCAUACAAAUAAGGCCGGAACUUAGUAAGAGCCCAGAUGAUCGCCAGACAUUCGUUUUCCGUGACAGUGCAGUUGGUCUCGGCUUUCGUAAGGGUGCGACUGGCAUAGGCCACAACAUGUUCAGGAAAACCAGGUUUGCGCUGCCCAAGGAGAGCGCAAACCGUCGGGCCGUUGGGUCAUAAUGGUGCGAAAUUGGGGGAGUCGUCAGCAAACGACGGAGAUUUGUGAACGCUUCCUUGCACUCUGACGACCACGAAUGAAGGGGUCCGUUGCUUCCAAGGAGCUUCGUCAGAGGUGAUAUGAUGGCGGCGAAAUUUCGAAUGAAGCGUCGGAAGUAGGAACACAAACCUACGAAACUUCGCAGUUCUUUGAUAGACGUAGGUUUAGGGAAUUCGGCACGAAGCUUGGCUGGAUCGGGGAGAAUUCCAUCCUUGGAAAUGACGUAACCCAGUAUCGUCAGCUGCCGCGCUGCAAAUCGGCACUUCUUGAAAUUUAGUUGUAGGCCAAACACGUCUCAAACACGUCAAAACACGCCGGAGGCGUUGAAGGUGCGUGGAGAAGUCCGGAGCAAAAACAACGACGUCAUCAAGGUAGCACAAGCACGUGUGCCAUUUCAAGUCGUGCAGAACGGUAUCCAUCAUGUGCUCAAAAGUUGCUGGCGCAUUACAAAGUCCAAACGGCAUGACAUUAAAUUCGUAUAAGCCGUCGGGCGUGACAAAGGCUGUCCUCGGUCAAUCGUCAUCUGCCAUAGGUCCUUGCCAAUACUCUGAGUACAGAUCGAGAGAUUAAAAAAGUUCUGUUCCUUGUAGGCUGUCAAUAGCGUCGUCAAUUCGUGGAAGCGGGUAAACGUCCUUACGUGUGAUCUUGUUGAGGCGCCGCCAGUCCACACAAAACCGAACAGAACCAUCUUUCUUCAUAAGAAGGAUGACGGGAGAUGCCCAUAGACUGUGGGAAAGUCGGAUCACUUCGUGGCGGAGCAUAUCGGCCACUUGUUCAUUAAUUGCGCGACAUUCUGUAGCCGAUACACGAUAUGGGCGUUGCCGCAAUGGCGAUUGAGAGCCAGUAUCAAUGUGGUGCGUAACAGUUGAGGUCCGGCCCAGGGAAGGUUGCCUGACGUUGAAAGAAGUACGAAAUUCUUGUAAGAUGAACAGAAGCUGUGAUCGCUGGGCCGGUGUAAGGUCAUCGGCAAUAGAAGAAUCGAACACAUCUAUGGGCAAUGGAUCAGCCGUAGAAAUCGAGCUGAUCGUACUGUAACGGGCACAGUAUGUGUCUUCGGGAACGUCCAUAAUUUGUACGUCUUCAAUAGCUUGGACACUGCCCAGACAUUCUCCUCGGAGUAGCAGCACAGGGUACGGGAAUGGGUUACAAAUAAAUAUAGCACUCGAGCCCUGUGUGAUGUUCACCGUCGCAAAAGGUAGCAGUAGACCUUUUCGAGUGGAAAAGCGGCCAGACGGAGAAAGUAGUGCGACGGCGUCGGAGAGGCUGCUGCAGUACAUAGAGACAACCACUGAUGAGUUGGGAGGAACGGUGGUGUCGUGUCUGACGAGUAGUUUGUUGGGAAGAGAAGCAUUGUCGGCGAGCAUCAAAUCUGAGAGCGGCGACAGUUCUAGCUCGGCCCGUGCGCAAUGAAUGACGGCAUUGUGGUGGCGGGAGUGAAAAUCCCAGCCGAGGAUAACGUCAUGGGAGCACGACGAAAUGACAAUAAAUUCGAUGGCAUAUACAAGGUGCUCAAUGACAACACGAGCUGUGCACGCCACCAACGGGUGAAUACGUUGUGAGCUGGCUGUGCCGAGGGAGAGUCCAUUAAGGGGCAUCGUGACUUUCCGAAUCAAGCGACAAAGUUUUGCGUCGAUAACUGUUAUGGCGGCUCCGGUGUCCACGAGUGCAGGUGUGUGAACACCAUCAACAAACACAUCUAUCACAUUCGUCGGGCUACCCUGUGGACUUUCGCGUUUCGCUGGUGGCGACAGUCAAACGAGACACAGCUUUCAAGCACGAGCGCCGUUGUGAGCAAAAGCACUGGACCCACUAGCGUCUGGGCCCUUAGAGCCGGACCCACUAGUGUCUCUUCGCUAUACUUCAUAAAGAGGAUUGAAUCACCCACUCGAAUUACAUGCAUUAUUUAUUGGCAGCAAGCAUUUCAAGAAAAAAAGAAAAAUAUUUUGACGUUGCUACCGCCAUGCCGCAUCUCAAACUGCCACGUAAAGCAUGGUAGUGCCUUCACCAAAGUGGUACUCUGUAACGAUACAUAUCACUCAGAAGUAAAUUGGAAGUAAUUUAGGUUAGCUGAAUGUUCAACUUAUCCUAAGCUUAAUGUUUGUGCUCUAUUCCUUGCUGCCACUGCACAGAAAUGGCAAAAAUAGGUCGUGUCCACAAAUGUGGACGCCAUGGCUGAAGGGCCUAAACUUUGGGAAUACUUUUUCUGUUCGUAUAUUGUGUCUCGAUACCUGCUGAAGCCUUUAUAAAGGCUAGAGCAGUGCGGCUAAAUAAAUUGCAUAAAUUACAGAGUUCGGAACUGAGCUGUGGAGAGGCUGCGGCGUCUUGUCCAAGCUGGAAAAGUCGGUUGCAGUGCCUAGGACAUCCGAGUCCCUGUGCUUCGCACUUCAGCUCAUUGCCGUCUUCGGAAAGCUUGAACCGAUGUUUGCAUCGCUUCACAACGACAGUCGUGUGCUGAAGGCCUUGAGUAGACUGGGUGAAAACGCCAAUGAGAAUGAACAGAUAUCGUACCUGAAAGCAGUGACGUCCUUCCUUAGUCACCAAUCUGGGCGGGCCUGGUGCAUCGAACAAGGUGUCUCGUCGAAGGUGUUCCAGUGUCUUCAGCAUCCUAGCAUCCUUGUCCAGCGCUUGGCUGCCACAUUUUUUGUUAAACUCCUGAAGUCACACCUCAGGGAAGGUGACUGCGAGAAGGUUACAACAUUUGUAAACAAGAUCUUGACAGAGGAGCUACCACCGAUACAGCGUAGAAAGUGCUUGCACGUAGUUCGUUCCUUACUUGAAAACAACCCACAACUUAGCAAAAAGCUUUGCUCCGAGUUUGAUGUCCACCGGCGCCUUCUUGCUUGCUGUGUUGCGUGGAUGGCGACCUCUGAAGCAGUCAUAUCAGCAGCUGCAGUUGUCCUCGUCAAGCUAGCAUCUGAUAUGCAGGAUGUCGGCUUCUUUGAAGAAGCCCUGGAUUUGUUGAGCAGAUACAAGUUUGUCAGCAUCAAUUUUGCAGCCAGCUUUAUUACUGAUAGCGCCAGUAUUCGGCCAUGCAUCAGCAAGGAAACUGAACUAAAGAUUGCAGAAAUCCUGACGGGUCCAAUAGCCGCAAAGGAGUCUGAGCUUGGAGACAAGCUGUUGGUGCGAGCAGCUUGGGCGUUGAGAGGAGCGCUGCCACACUUUGUCCACCCGGUAUGUGUAGACAAGAUGACUUUCUUUUUUCGUUGAACUGUGUAAUCUCCUGUGAAAUAGCUUACCUAGAAAUCUUAAAGUGCUCCUGAACCAUUUUGAGCUUGCCAAUUUGUUGUAUAUAGUGCUAGCUGUGUACCUGUCUGCAGUAGCUCAGUGGCCCCUCUAGGCUGCUGGUUCAAUCCCAGCUGCUGUGGCCGUAUUUUGAUGGAGGCAGAAUGAAAAAAAAUAAAAAUAAA